AGAGGGAGAGACGCGCAAUCCCCUACGCGACCAAUAGCGUUUGUUUUCAUCGGCUGUCAUGGCCUCCGCGGAAGGCGAGGUACGCUUGAAUCCGCCCCAGGAUCCCUCUCUGCCGAGGGAUUCCUUCGAAGAGACGGUCGGAGAGGUCCUGAGGGGUUCCCUGCGUUCGCUGCCUCGGUUGAUUGGGCAGUUUAACCUCCAGGAAGAUGUGGUGAAAAUUAACAUAAACUGGGAGAAAUUUCGAGGCAUAUCACUACCCCAGCCUAAAUUGCUCUUUACUGCUCUUCAGCAGCAUAUUUCCUCUUUACAGCUUUUUAUGGAAAAACUUCAGCCUUUGAUUAAAGAAGAAAAUACUACGCCCAUUUAUAAUUUUAGCAAGACAGAACAUGGACAUUUUGAAAGUAGUUCAGAUGUAAUAGAUAAAGACCUACAGAAGGAAAUGAAACAUACAGCCAGUGACUCUGCAAAUCUGAAAGAAGCUCCUUUUCGUUUUGACCCAGAAGUAGUUCAGAUAAAAGCUGGCAAAGCUGAAAUUGAAAGACGAAUAUUGGCCUUCAUUGAAAGGAAACAAGCUGAGAUCAAUGAAAACAAUGUCAGAGAAUUUUGCAAUGUUAUGGAUUGUAAUCAAGAAAACAGCUGUGCUAGAACUGAUGCAGUGUUUACACCUUAUCCAGGUUUCAAAAGUCAUGUGAAAGUUUCUCGAGUUAUAAAUACUUACGGACCUCAGACUAGAAAUCAAGAUGCCCAGGUUUCAAAUCAUAAUUCCAACACUCAUUCUCAUGAUUGUGGAAAUCAAGCAAUAGAAGAGAGACUACAGAAUAUUGAAGCACAUUUAAGGUUACAAACAGGUGGACCAGUGCCAAAAGAUAUUUAUCAGAGGAUAAAAAAACUUGAAGAUAAAAUUCUUGAAUUGGAAGGGAUGUCUCCUGAAUAUUUUCAGUCUAUGAAUUUGUCUAUGAAAAAAAGAAAAAUUCAACAAAAUCAAAACUAUACUCUGGCUGAACUUGAUGAGAAGAUCAAUGCACUCAAACAAACAUUGCUGAGAAAAACAAAUGAAGGGAGGCCUAAAGUGGUGGACCUGAUUGAGGGGAAUGAGAUUGAUCCCAAAACAUCUUUGAAGGACUAAUGUUGAAGUUACCACAUUCAAACUUCAAUGAAAAAUAUUUUCAUUAUGAUCUGCCGUGUAAAAUGUGUUCUUUUCUUCAAAAUUGAUUACAGUGAGGAGCAUUGACACAUCUUGCCGUCUCCAAAAUGUGCCUUUUAUUCUUUUUGCAGAUUUCAGUAAAAUGAAGCAGGCCACAUAUCAGUGGCUUGUAACUAAUGCGUUCAGGUAUAUCACAAUUAUACAAGAUUGGAAAAAAAAAUCCCUCCCCAUCCCAAAUACCAAGUUUCUCUUUGUCUUUAGUGUUUUCCAUUUAGAGAGAAAAAGGGGAAAUAAUUAUUUGCACAAGGGCAAAUAAUUCAACCGGGAGAGUUUCUGAGGCAAGCAUGCUUGUAGUUGUGGCAUCUGUUUUGUUAUUUCCAUCUGAUCUCCAUAGGAUCGAAUGGAUAAUAAUCACGGCUAGUAGAGCAGCUCUUUAAUCAACUUACUUCCAGGGUAAGUUCAAGGUGCUGUUUCUUAGGCUUAAAGCCUUAGACUUUUUGGAUGCAAUAUAUCCAAGGUGAUACCUCAUCCUCUUACGUUUUUCUCUAAUUACCAAAUCCCUCCCCCCCCCCCACAGCUUUUGUUGCAAGUCUCGAGGCUAAAUGCCAUUCAUAGAUAUAACAAGUUAACUGAUUAAACUCCCCAUCAAUAAAUAAUCAGAGAUGAAUCUUUACGGGAGACUAUUAGGAAAUGUCAGAACUAUAUGCUAGAUUAGAAAGUUAAGGAAAGGAGAACAUGACAACUCAACUGAAGUGUGUCAUUGCAGACUAUAUCUAUUGCUGUUUCAUUCUCUUGGAAUUAAUUACUGCUUGUGGUAUUCACUGUCCAAAAGCUUGGCAUCUAUUUGCAUUUUAGGACAGUCUUUAUAUGAUAACAAACAUUUUUAGCCAAAACCAGUGGUACCUAGAUGUUUUACCAUUGCACACAUGUUAUCUUUUUGACUGAAUAGAUGGGACUAUAGUAGAAAAAUAUAUCUGAUCUUAUUAAUUCUUGGUCUGGCAAACUCCAGAUUAAACAUGUUAUAAAUGUGUUACAAGCAGUCCUUCAGUUAUGAGCAUAAUUGAGCCCAAAAUUUAUGCUGCUAAGUGAAAUUUGUUAAGUGAGUUUUGCCCCAUUUUACAACUUUCCUUGCCACAGUUGUUAAAGUGAAUUAUUGUGUUUGUUAAGUUAGUCACAUGGUUGUUAAGUGAAUAUGGAUUCCACAUUGACUUUGCUUGUCAGAAUGUAGCAGAAGCUGAUUAUAUGACCCAUUAACAUUAGGAUAAUGUUAAAUCUCUGCUUUUCAAACAUACUGAUGCAUAUUAUCAGUUAGGAUCAAAAUAUCUGAAGGAAUAUUGAAUUCCACUUAUCCGUCCAGUAGACUAAAAUCUGUAAAACAGCUGCUACUUUGGGUGCCAUAACAUUUAGAGGAAUAGUCCAUUUUUGUAAGGAGCUAAUUUACAUGUAGAGCUAUCCCAGCCGUGAAUGUUGUUUCCCAAGGAGCUAUGAGAGUUUCUAUUGGCUUGCAUUCUCUCUUGAUUAAUAAUGCUACUGUUUCUUUGGAAGUUUUGAUAUAACUAUGAUUGUCUAAUGCAAUUCUGUUUAAUUGAAAUACAUUAUAAAGCACUAAAUAAAAAUAUUGAAGAACAAAACUGAAUAGAAAAAAAGAGAAAACAAAAUGUUACACAGAUGUGACAGGUUUUAAUGGAAUUCAGAGAAAGCACACAGUGAUAGUGAUUUAUCACAGUUGACUCUGAGCCAAUCAGCUAAUGUAUUUCAAAUUUUAAAUGAUAAUUUGGAUAAUAAAUUUGGAGGAAAGAAGAAAGUGAAACUUGCAGUCUGCAGAGGGAUGGGAGUAAAGGAUAUCUCAACUCAUCAGAUCCUUUUUUUAAAAAAAUGUAUUUUGCCUGAUCUCCUAGGUCAGGGAUGUCAAACUUGCGUCGUCAUGGCAGCGUCACGUGACAUAUUGGGACUUUUUCCCCAUUGGCUAAACUGGGUGGAGGUGAGGCCAGCAUGUGAUGCAUCUGGCCUGCGGCCCACGAGUUUGACACCCCUGUUCUAGGUGGUUAUGAGUGACUAACAUAUUCUGUGGCUCCCUUAAUAUAUAGAAAAUAUAUAGAAUUUUAUAUUUGGAUCAAAAACUCCCAUAUCAUCCGUGCUCCACUCCUGAAAAUGAUGGAUACAUAUGAAAAUUGCAUUUCUCAAAACAUAAUUGGGUUCUCAGUAGUAGAUCCACAUGUAUACAUUGCCAUUGGAGCCUUUGUCUAGUAGCAAGAGAUCCCACAAAGAGCCAUCUAAAAGGUUUAGAGUUACUCUUUUUAUUCUUCUGUGUAAAUUCAAGUAGUUGUAACAUAUAUUGAGCAAUAAUUUUUUCACACACAAAGGGAUUCUGUCUGGCAUGAUUUAAGAUAUAUACCUCCUCCACACUUCAUAUUAUUUCAAACCAUAGAGCUGUAGUUUUUUUCUAUGUCAUAAUCUCACGGGCCUGUGAAUUAGAUCCUGUGAAUUAUAACUGGAGUGUAUUAGAACGUUCUUCAUUUUACACACAAUAGUAGCACCUUUUAUUUGAAUCUAUACAAGUGAUUCAAUGCUUAUAAAAUCAGUAUCCAAGGGAAGAGGAUAAUUAUUCUUGCCCUCUUCAAGUGUAUGCUUUGAUGCCUGAGAAUGGAAGGGGUGGUCCUCAUCUGUAUUAACAGAAUAGGAAGAACAAUAGAAUUUCACAGCCUAAACUACAGGACAGAACAUUUGUACAAAGGAGUAAAGUCAGCUUUCUUCCAUGUUUUGCAGUUAUUUGUGUGUACAGCUUCAAAGAGCCAUCACUAAUGGUUUGGUUGUUGUUAUGUCUGUUUUUAUAACUUCUUUCAUUUCUAAUAGAAUAACCCUAUAUAAAUCUGUCUGGCUUGCA
Molecule: messenger RNA, 4028 nt
Organism: Ahaetulla prasina
Lineage: Eukaryota; Metazoa; Chordata; Lepidosauria; Squamata; Colubridae
Gene: MBIP
Product: MAP3K12 binding inhibitory protein 1
Exons: 10
Coding region: 59-1126 (355 amino acids)
Cellular component (GO): cytosol
Source: RefSeq, a predicted model, not a curated record